Molecule: messenger RNA, 1382 nt
Organism: Impatiens glandulifera
Lineage: Eukaryota; Viridiplantae; Streptophyta; Magnoliopsida; Ericales; Balsaminaceae
Product: vacuolar protein sorting-associated protein 55 homolog
Exons: 5
Coding region: 829-1170 (113 amino acids)
Biological process (GO): late endosome to vacuole transport via multivesicular body sorting pathway
Cellular component (GO): endosome
Source: RefSeq, a predicted model, not a curated record
CGAUUAAGGUUAAAGUUUGUGUUUUUUACGAAUUUCCUAAAUAUGUCAGUGAUAAACUUAACUUGAAUGUUCUUUAACAAGAAUAUGAGAGGCGAUAUGACUAUAUUCAUAGAUUAGGUUAGGCUCAAAAGGAGAACUUUGAUUGUUAGCGGGAGACUGUGCAAUGGAUUUUGAAAGCAGAGUGUAUUAUUUGUUGUUCUAGGGUUUUUUGGAUAAUUACAAUUUACAUGUUACUAUUUGUCUUUUUUGCAUACAUUAAUUGAAUUGAUUAUUUGUCUUUUCUUUUCAAAUGAUUGUCCUUUUAUGUGUUAGGGUUUGUAAUCAAGGAGCUUCUUCUAGCUGAAGAGUUAAAUAGAAAACAAUUCUUGUUAACCCACUAGAGUUUAGUUUAAGUGGAAAGAGUUAGGGUUCGAUUCCCACUAAAAACGACCUAAAUUGAAGUGGAGGGUCUUGCAAAAACGUCUUCAACUGUAAAGAUAAUAUAUCCCAUCUUCCAUUUGAAGCUUAUUGUCAUGAUUUUCAUUUAUUUUUCUCAAUAUGAUGUGUAUCUUCUUCUUGAAUGAUAUCUGCAACUAUCAUAUAUGCAACUAUUCUUGCUUAUGUUUUUUAUUCCCAAAAUUCCUUCUUCUGGCAUGAUAAAUGCAUUAUACUUACGGCUAGAUUAUGUGAUAAACUGAUUUAACAUGGAAGAUCUUCAUUAUACUUUAUUUAAACCACUUUACUAAUCGUUUCUCAACUCAUCUACUAAUCGUUUCUUGUUGUUUGCUGCCUCGGAAAUAUCAAUGGCGUUUCAUUUGUAUAUAUGCAGUACUUGGGGGGUUGGCUUUUAUGUUCUCAGCAAGUAUUUUGCUUCAGAUACUGGCAUGCGUUUUGUAUAGCAAUUGGUGGCCUAUGCUGUCGGCUCUUAUGUAUGUUUUAGUCCCAAUGCCUUGUUUGUUUUUUGGAGGUGGUUCCACUCAAUUUCUUAUUAGUCGGGAUGGUGGAGGGUGGGUAGAUGGUGCGAAGUUCUUAACAGGAGCUUCAUCAGUUGGUAGCAUAGCGAUACCUAUCAUCCUUAGGCAUGCUGAUAUGAUCGAGACAGGUGCCAUGUUGAUCGAGUUCGUCUCGUUCUUGAUAUUUGGUCUUACAGUUUUGUGCUUCAACAGAGUUAGCCUUGAAGAUGAGUGGUAAUAUCAUGUGCAAAAGCUUUAAGGGAUAUUGUUAUUGGUGUGUUUGCUUUUAACAUAACUAUAAAUAGUAUUAUGUGUAAAUAAAUACUAUCUAAAUAGGGCAAUUUUAUGUCAUUCUAUUUGGAUGUACUAUAUUUUUAGGGAUUUUAACUGCUAUCAUAUAUUUCCAUUAACAAAGAACUAUAAUGUUUAGCAGUUUGGUGUUUAUGUUCA